Messenger RNA from Pseudomyrmex gracilis, 1783 nucleotides. It is a transcript of the gene Prosalpha7, whose product is annotated as proteasome subunit alpha type-3. The record is from RefSeq and is a predicted model, not a curated record. The coding region runs from base 141 to 905 and encodes 254 amino acids. Gene Ontology annotation, cellular component: nucleus; proteasome core complex, alpha-subunit complex; synapse. Gene Ontology annotation, biological process: ubiquitin-dependent protein catabolic process. NCBI's taxonomy places the organism in Eukaryota, Metazoa, Arthropoda, Insecta, Hymenoptera, Formicidae. The transcript is spliced from 4 exons.
CCUAUUCUGACAGUCGCGCUGACUGUGGCGUUGUUGAGAUAGUUGUUUGAUUUUCGCCGAUUCACGUCGUCGCGGACGUGUAAACAAAUUUUUCGUACUCGAUUCGAUUAGUUUCGCCUUUGUCACAUCUUAUCCGAGAAAUGAGUUCUAUAGGCACAGGGUACGAUCUGUCCGCUUCGCAGUUUUCGCCGGACGGACGCGUGUUUCAAGUGGAAUACGCUCAAAAAGCCGUGGAAAAUGGAGGAACAGUUAUUGGCCUACGAGGGAAGGACGGCGUGGUGUUCGCCGUCGAAAAAAUAGUAACGUCAAAACUUUACGAGCCUGGUGCCAACAAGCGAAUAUUCAACAUAGAUCAGCACGUUGGCAUGGCGAUCUCCGGCAUAAUAUCGGACGCGAGGCAGAUAGCGGAGAUCGCGAGAUCGGAAGCGUCCAGUUACAAAGCGCAGUACGGGGUCGGUAUUCCGUUGAAGUAUCUGAACGAAAGGGUAUCUCUGUACAUGCACGCGUACACGCUCUAUUCGGCCGUGCGUCCCUACGGUUGUUCCGUUUUGCUCGGCGCCUACGAAUCAGACGGUCCGGCAUUGUACAUGAUAGAUCCGUCAGGAGUAUCGUACGGUUAUUACGGCUGUGCGGUGGGUAAAGCAAAACAGUCGGCGAAAACAGAAAUAGAAAAAUUGAAAUUGUCAGAUAUGACGUGCAAGGAUUUGGUAAAGGAGGCCGCUCGUAUUAUUUAUCUCGUUCAUGACGAAUUGAAGGACAAGCAAUUCGAAUUGGAAAUGAGUUGGGUUGGCGCGCACACCAAGGGCAGGCACGAGCGUGUGCCGGCCGAACUGAAGGCCGAAGCCGAGACGAAGGCACGGCAGGCAAUGGCGGAGGAUUCCGACAGCGAUACCGAAGACAUGUAAAAUGAACAGGGCCGUUGAAAUUCUUUGUAUUGCAAGCGAUAUAAUUACUUGAAUAUAUGUACACUGAUUUAAAAUUUUGAAACACACCGAGUACAAUAAAUAAAGACUAUUCCCUUUUUGUGUACAAAAACGUUGCAGAACGUUUGGAUGUGUUCGUUCUCGCGCUUCAUUUAAUUCUCGCGUGCGUGCAGAAAAAUGGUUACAAGGUGAAAUCCCGUGCACUCAAAUUGUUUUUUUUUUUUUUAAGAACAUUUUUUACAUACUCGUAUUUUGUAUAAAAGCGCAUUACUAUGAUGCGAUGAUAGUAAAGUAUCUGAAACGACGCUUGGACAGCAACGGUGCGACACAUUGCCGUUGUCAUUGACGAGCUUAUCAUCCUUGGGAACAAUGUCAAACGCUUCGUGCUUACCGCACGUGGUGAUAGCUCGCCGGAACAGACGCUCUCCAUGAUUUUUGAUGACGCAUCGGUUCACAUUUCAAUUCCUGCGGUAGUCAAAAUUUACGAGUUAGUCGGUCUCGAAUUGCCAUCUCAUUCGCUUUAUUCGCAGAUGCACGGACUCGUGCGCGAUUCUCAUUUGUUUCUGAAAAAAUGACUCGGUGAAAAGAGAUGGUGGAAGCAACGACGAGAUCAUCGAUGCGCAAGUGGCACCAAUUUUGGCGAGCUGUCGUCGCGCAAACCCCACGCGCGAUAAUUGAGUCAACGUUUGACAAUUGUUCUUCCGAAUGAUGAAACUUGUCAAGAACAAUGUGACAUUAUUGUCGUUUAUUCGGAUAUUUAUCAAUCGUAUGACAGCUUAUCUUCAGACAAUGAAUAACUUUCUUUCAAAACAUAUAUAUAUAUAUAUAUAUGUAUAUGAUAUGCAGACACACAUACAGAA